Molecule: messenger RNA, 1656 nt
Organism: Trachymyrmex cornetzi
Lineage: Eukaryota; Metazoa; Arthropoda; Insecta; Hymenoptera; Formicidae
Product: odorant receptor 46a-like
Exons: 10
Coding region: 139-1656 (505 amino acids)
Biological process (GO): detection of chemical stimulus involved in sensory perception of smell; sensory perception of smell
Cellular component (GO): plasma membrane
Molecular function (GO): olfactory receptor activity; odorant binding
Source: RefSeq, a predicted model, not a curated record
GAUAGCCUGAUAUCCGGACUCCUGCAAGAGAUUUGCUGUCAGCUUGAGAUUCUGGAAUACCGGUUGAAAAUCUCAUAUGACCAACAUAGUCUCUGCAAUUGCAUUCGUCACCAUGGUCGUAUAUAUGAAUACGCGCAUAUGGUAAAUCGCAGAUUUGCGAAGAUAAUUGCUCUCCAGUUCGCAGUAAGCAUGCUAGUGGUGUGUGCUAAUUUAUACAAAUUGGCUUCUAUUUCUAUCGUAAUGAUCAAUGGAAGCCUUGUUACACUGAUAAUGUAUACGGCCUGCAUGUUAUCACAGAUCUUCCUCUACUGCUGGUUUGGAAAUGAACUCAAAUUAAAAAGCAUUGGAGUAGCAAACAGCAUAUACAAUAUGAAAUGGCACGUAUUUAAUAACAAGAAUAAAAAAGCUCUGUUGCUAAUCAUGAGACGCUCAAUGGUUCCUAUUGAAUUUAAUAGCGCGGUUAUUAUCACAUUGAAUCUUGAUUCAUUUGUGUCUUUACUUAAAUCAUCGUAUUCAGCUUACAAUUUAUUGAACGAUGUACAAGAAGCUCAAAUGCUGAAAUUUUCACUCAUGCUCUGCGCGAUCGCUGCAUGCUGGCAACCGAUUACAUGGACAUCGCUGUGUAAACAUAUAAUUUAUAAGACUUAUGCAAUAUUUCUGAUCUCCUCAUUAUAUUUAUUUUUGUUUUCUCAAUUUAUAAACAUUACAUUAAACGUCGGCAACUCUGAUGAAUUUACCGAUGCUUUAUACAUGAUGUUGACGAUAUUCGUAGCAGGUUACAAACAGGUUUAUAUGUGGGUAGACCGUAAGAAUUUUAUGAUAAUAAUAAAUAUUUUUAACGAAAAACCUUUUGCACCAUAUGAAACACAUGAAGUAAUGAUUCAACAAAAAUUUGAGAAACUGAUACAAAACAAUAUGCGGAGGUAUUUAAUCAUCGUCUUGAUGUCAAUCGGAUCGAUAGUAACGAUGUCUGUCUCCACGGACUUUAUGAAAAGAAACUUGACGUAUAAGGCAUGGAUACCGUUUGACUACUCAUCUCCUGCUAUUUAUUUUGUUGUAUAUAUUCACCAAUUAAUAGCUAUGUCAACCUCUGGUAUAGUAAAUGUUGCUUGCGAGAGUUUACUUUGUGGAUUUUUACUGCACAUCUGCUGUCAAUUUGAAAUUCUGGGGUAUCGACUGACAAAACUCACGCAUGAUCAAAAUAGUCUACGCGACUGUGUUCGUCAUCACAACUGUAUCUUUGAAUAUGCAUAUACAGUGAAUAAUAUGUUCGCGAAAAUAAUUGCUAUCCAGUUUGCUGUGAGCAUGUUGGUAGUGUGCUCGAAUUUGUACCGAAUAGCGAUGGCGAGAGAUUACGUUAGUUUCAUUCCAUUAAUAAUGUAUACGAGUGCUAUUUUAGUGCAGAUUUUCAUCUACUGCUGGUUUGGAAACGAAGUCAAGUUAAAAAGUCUUCAAUUGAUAAAUAGUAUUUAUGAUAUAGAAUGGCUGGCACUUAGUAAUAGCAACAAAAAAGAUCUCUUAUUAAUUAUGAAGCGCGCAAUGACUCCUAUCGAAUUUACUAGCGGGUACAUAAUCACGAUGAAUCUUGAGUCAUUUGUAGCUUUGCUUAAGAUGUCAUAUUCUGUUUUCAAUUUGCUGCAUCAAACAAAUGAAUAG